This is a messenger RNA of Hansenula ciferrii, 438 nucleotides long. Its product is annotated as Thioredoxin H-type. The transcript has a single exon. NCBI's taxonomy places the organism in Eukaryota, Fungi, Ascomycota, Saccharomycetes, Phaffomycetales, Wickerhamomycetaceae. The record is from RefSeq and is a predicted model, not a curated record. Bases 1 to 438 code for a protein of 145 amino acids.
AUGGCCGUUACUGUCAUCACUUCAAAGGAUCAAUUCGAUCAAAUUGUUGACAAUGAACAAUCAAAAAAAUUAAUUGUCAUUGGCUUCGUUAAUGGGUCAAAUGACUGCCAAUUUUUCAGUACAGAUGUUUUAGGUAAAGUUGCAAAAUAUUUCACAGAAGAUGUCCGUACUACUAAUCUUGAAUUUUAUCAAGUAAAUAUUCAUGAAGGUGCAGAUGGUGCUUCAAUUGCUCGAGAACGAGGAGUUGAUACAACACCAGUCUGUCAUUUUUACAAGGAAGGUGAACUUAUUGAUGGAACUAGUGGUGCUAUUGGCAAUCCAAUUAGUGAAACAAUUUAUAGGAUUCAUGAAUUUCCUAUUAGAGAUAAAGCGAGACCAAAUCAUGAUAUUUACCAGCGGGCUCAACAAUAUUAUGGACCAGGGACCGGGUACUAUUAA